Messenger RNA from Xenopus tropicalis (tropical clawed frog), 4174 nucleotides. RefSeq names its product FYN binding protein 1 (gene fyb1). Gene Ontology annotation, cellular component: anchoring junction; cytoplasm; plasma membrane. Gene Ontology annotation, biological process: integrin-mediated signaling pathway. The transcript is spliced from 19 exons. Lineage: Eukaryota; Metazoa; Chordata; Amphibia; Anura; Pipidae. The record is from RefSeq and is a predicted model, not a curated record. Gene Ontology annotation, molecular function: lipid binding. The coding region runs from base 287 to 2788 and encodes 833 amino acids.
CUUUCGAAAGCAGAAGAAAUGAGAGAAGAAUCAGUGUCAGUAGGUGGCUGGGACUGGGCACUUCUAUGGGUCACGUUGAGAUGUCGGUGCGGCUCAUAAAUCUGAUGGGGAAAGAAAGUAUAUCCCUGUGCUUGUUUCUGUGUAAGUGGAUAUGAGGAGUGAUAUGAGCUGUAUGAUAACAUUCUAUAAUCUACACAAAAGGGGAAGUCGCUUCAUGCAAAGGAUAAUAAUUAAGCCCUGUGACUCUGCACUUUGCUACAUGCAACAUCGGUGUUGGCGUUAAAAAAUGGAUAGAAGCACAAAUGUGAGGUCGCUUGCAGCACGGUUUAGUUCGGCACCCAGUACCAUGGAGAGCCCAGAGAACUCUCUAGGGGCCCCUGCCUUAAAGGGAAUACAUGCCAAAAUGGCUGGGUUUGAGAAAUUCUCCAAUUCCCCUGCAGGAGUUACAGGGCCUUCAGGGAUUACCCCCAAGAAACCUCCAGCAACAAAACCUGGAUUUAAACCAGUCGCAGAAGAAGCCAAACCGGCUUUUCCAAAACCCAGUGCAGGCGUCAAUCGAACUGUUGGGUCUUUUCAUAACGCCGGCAAGGAAAUGGGUGGAAAAGCUCCUCAUUUAAGACCAGCUGGAUUUCGUACUUUUGAUCAGCAUAAGGAGGAGCCAAAAGGGCCAACUCCAAGGCCUUUGGGCAAUAAGCCCUCACUUGGUGCUUCUCAGGAGACAAAGACAGAAGGCGUCAGGCCAUACCAACAGCUGCAGCACAAAGAAAAUGAGGAAAAACCUGCUUUUCCCAAGCCUUCUGCUUUGAAAAACUUUAACUUGGCCUCAGAAAGUGAACCGAAACCUCCAUUCCCCAAAAAACCUUUAGGAGCAAAACCCUCUGGAAAUUCUGUCCCUUCAGCUUAUGAUAACAAUAAAAGUGCCUUUGGGCCCAAACCAUACUUAGCUCCACAGGAGAGCAAGCCCCUGAAACAGACAAAGGAUCCCCCAGAAACAAAUGAACCACCAAGUUCUGUUCCUCAGACUUUCCCUGGGGUGGCUUUAAAACCCACUGUACCUAAGCCUCUCCAGAGUCCCUUUCUAAAGCAAGCCCAGGAGGAUUCUACUGGAGGAACAAAGCCAAAUGUAUCAGCAAAAGAGUUUUUCAACAAAGCCAACCAAAAUGGUAGCCCUGGGCCAAAUGUGACCAAGUUUCCCAAAGUGCAGACAUUUCAACUUAAUCAAGCAGCCAAUUCCCAGGACAAAUUAAAGGAACAGAAAGAUACCUCCUCAGAACCCAAAAGGAGACCUCUACCACCUUUGUUUAAACUGGGCCCGCCUCCUCAGAAGCCAACAAGGCCUCCUAAUGUAAACUUGGAACAAUUUAAGGGUCCUAAAUGGGCUGGUGGCAACAAAGGAACAGCUAAUGAACACAGAACAUCAGCCUUAUCCAGUGCCUUACCUCCACCUCCUCCAUCUCAGAUAUCUCCAGGGGCACCUCUACCUCCACCUCCAGCCAGUUCUCUCUCAAUCAAAGAGCCGGCACCCUCGCCAUUAUUUCCUAACUUACCUCCACGAAACAUCAGGGCUCCUAUAAACUCGAUACACAACGAUGAUGAAAAUUAUGAUGAUGUGGAAGGUCCUUCUAUUCCUGAAGAAGAGAGCAUAGAAAGUGACGGGGAGCUGUAUGAAGGAAUUCCGGGAGAAAGUGAGGCCUUUGCAAGGCCACAAGAACCAAGGAAUGAGAAGGAGGAGAAGAAGAAAUUGGAACAGCAAAAAAAAGAGCAAAAAGAAAAGGAAAAGAAAGAACAAGAAAUAAGAAAAAAAUUCAAGCUAACAGGUCCAAUAGAGGCCAUUCACCAGGCGAAGGCUUGUACCGAUUAUAAAGGUGGGAAAAAUGAACUCAGUAUAAAGGUGGGAGAUGCAAUUGAAGUCAUUCGCCUUAACAACAAUCCUGAAGGAAAGUGGCUGGCCAGGAUGAACGGCUGUUAUGGUUACAUCAAAACAACAAUGGUGAACAUUGACUACGAUUCACUAAAAAGGAAAAAAUCCACAAUGCACAUGGUCAAACCUACAAGGAUGGAAGGGAAUGAUCAGGAGAUAUAUGAUGACGUUGAGGACAGCAAUAGCAACAAGAGCAGUGGUGGAAGCGGCAGUGCACAUUUUCCGCCUCCCCCUGAUGAUAUCUAUGAUGGAGUGGAUGAUGGGCCAAGUGAUGGCUCUGUACCACAGGAUGAAGACAAAACAAAUGCCUGGAACUGGGGGAUAUUAAAGAAGCUCAAAACUACCGAUUUCAAAAAGAAAAGUGUAUAUAAAUAUUCAGAAAAAGAAGACAGUGAGGAGAAUGAUUUUGUUGUGGUUCCAGCACAGACACCAACAUUCUCUCCAGAUGGAGAUGUUUACGAUGAUGUUGGUGACUUUCCUCCUCCACCUUCUGAAUCCAGCUUAAAGGCCCAUCUGAAAGUAUCAACACUUGGGAGAAACACAGAGAAAGACAACAAGACGUUGAAGAAGCUAGAAAAAGAGGAGAAAGAAUUCAGAAAAAAAUUCAAGUACACUGAUGAAAUUAAAGUUCUUUCUACAACUCAAAUUGCUGCCACUUUAACAACAAAGAAAUUUGGCUCAAAAGAUCUGCAUAUAAAACCGGGAGAGUCACUGGAAAUAAUACAACACACAAAUGAAACUCAAAUUCUCUGUAGAAACAAAGAUGGAAAAUAUGGUUAUGUGCUAAGAAGCAACUUAAGUACAGUAGAAACGGAUGGAGAAAUCUACGAUGACAUCGGAGAAGAUUGUGUCUAUGAUAACGACUGAAGCAAUUUGAACCAAUUUCACCAUCGUUGGGUCCCAUUUGUCUGCUGCUCUCUUCAGCCCAGAAGUCGUGCAGCAGUGUGGCUUGUGCUGACCUGGACCAUUCAGAUAUAUUCUUCAUUCCAUUUCAGCCCCAUAUAUCCCCACUUCUAACCCUAAUCUUAGCCUUGAAGGAUAAGACAUGCAUAUUAAUUGAAAGCAUUUGCAUUAUUUAGUUUUACCCACCAUGAGGUGCUUCUCUAUAUCUGGGCCUUUUUUGCAAUGGCCAGAAAAUCGUUUAUGUCCCGGCGAUAGGAAGAGAGUGUAGAGCAGCCUUUGUGUCUCCUUUUGGGGUUUAUUCUAUCCUACAAAGUAUACAAUGACAUUGUUAGGACAUGGAUUAUUUAAAGAAACAGUCUCCUGUUUUAUCAAAGACUUUUCUUUUUAUGUUUGAAACCUUAAUUUGAUAUGUUUUAAUCAACAACAUUUUUAUAUUUCAAAACUUACCCUAAACCAAAGAGUUAAGGUGGCCAUACACGUUCAGAUUUUUGUCUUCUUCCAAUCGUACGUUUAAAUGCAAUGAUCUAAAACUAACAUUCAGACUAAAAUUCUCCUUAAAAUAACAAAUCGGAGGAUGUCUUGAACAUAAAAUAAUUAUCAGGCAAGAAUCGUACGAAAGUAACAUCCCAGAAAUGCAAUGUAGGUCGCCCAAGGAUAUCGUCAGAUACACAAUAUGUGAAUAGAUUUUAUUGUUAUCUGACCAAAAUAUUCUGUCAGAUCGACUAAGUGACUGAGCGCCAUGGUACGAAAAUUAUCGGGACAAUAAUCAGAGUCCACACACGGUCCAUAUAUCUGUGUGUGUAUGGCCAGCUUUAACAUGCAAACUGAUUUUGGAUCACAAUUCACAAACAGCCAAAUGUGCAGAAAAUAGCGGGCCGGUUUGUACAGGUAAUGCCCAAUUCCACAAAAAAAGAUGCUUUGCAAGGAACUAAGAGCAAAUAAAGCAAUGAAGGAUAUGGCAUCCUAUACAUGGACCCUGUGGAAAAUGGACUACAUAUGUAAAUCGCAAGCAUAAUAGAGAUGGACCCAUUGCAAUUUGCACCCUUGAUGUUAAUAUUGCAUUUUUAAGUCUAUUGUAGUUAACAUUGUUCUUUGUUUUCCUGUUAAAUGCAUUUGUUUUCUAUAUAUAUGGCAGGGAUGCAUUAAACAUAGGGCUCAUUUACUAACAUAGGUGCUAAGCCACACACUGCAGUUUAUCAUAACUACCAAUUGCUAGAAACGAAAAGCAUAUUGGUGGCUAUGGGUAGCUGCGCCAGUACUACUUAGCCACCAUGGUGAUAAAAAAGCCCAAUGUAUUCUGAGAUAUUUAUCAACUACUACCUUAAAGAAAAUAAACAUAAAUAAAUAUUA